GAAAAAAGUCUGCUCCUGUUCCUGCUCUUCCGUAAUUUCCUAUCACCAACUGCUUGGUCUUGUGUCUGUGUGCUGUGUGUGUGUGUGUAUAUGAGUGUAUGUGUAUGUGUGUAUGUAUGCGUGCAUGUGCAUGAGGGAGAACCAGUGAGAGAGAGACACACAGAGAGGCACAGAGAGAGAGAGAGAGUGAAGAGUGAGAGAAUACAGAAGAGUGCAGAAGAGAGCAGGAGCGAGCAAGCAAGAGAGAGAGAGAGGGCGAGAAAGCAAGCAAGAAAGCAAAGGGGCCGCCUCUGUAUUCUUUCACCUACCCCCCCACAACCAGCACCACCACCUCCACCCCUUCAUCAUCAAAACCACCACCAGCACGAGGAGGAGGGGCUCAGGCCGAGCUGCCAAUCAACUUCACUCGUGGCAGCCGGCAUUAUCUCGGCUGCGAAAACUAUUGACAGAUUACAUGUCAAGGAGUUUAGCACAUGAUUGAGAGAGGAAACCCCUAAAAACAGGCUUUUUCUUUUUUUCCUCCAGCUUUAUCGUCCCACUACUUUUAGCUCUUAUUUCCCACAGACCAGCUCUCCUCUUGUCUUCUGAUGAUUUUCAGGCAGAGUUACAUAAUAUUAUGAAAGUUACAUGCUUGAGAGGAUUUAACUUCGACUAUCCUGAAUAUGCUGAAAGUGGUUUAUGCACUGAAAAGACCUCAGGAAAAUCCACGAUGGCCGCCAAAAGGAAAGGUGGCCUAAAACUCAACGCUAUCUGUGCCAAGCUAAGCCGGCAGGUGGUGUACGACGGUAGCUCCCAGAAUGCCGAGGGGGACCUGAGUUUGGCGGACAACAGUGAGCGGGGCAGCUCGCACUACGAAGAGGGCGACCGGCCCGACAGCGACUUCUCCGAGAGCCUGAGUCUGGGCCAGAGCCUUGAGGAUGACCAGAAGCGCCGCGAGGCCAUUGAAAAGUGGGUAAAUGGCGAAUACGCCGACGACCCGGCCUCCGUAGACGAGGAUGAGCCCAGGGGAGCCAGAGCCGGCAGCGGAGAUGAGGGCCCCCCUGAGGGCGUGUACAUGGUCCAGCCCAAAGGCUGCAGCGACGACGAGGACAACGGGGAUGAUGCAGAGGCCAUACCUGCAUCCCAUGAGGGCAGUUACCAUGAUGACAGGGACUCUGCAGACAGUCCGCACAAGGAGACGACUUACCCACCCUCCAGUGUGACCCCCAACUGCCAAGCCUCCUUUUCUGCUCCAGGUGAGGCCUCUGCUCUGCGUGACUAUGCAGCCAACACCAUGAACGAGUUUCUCCACAUGUUUGGUUACGAUGACCAGCAAGUGCGUGAUGAGCUGGCCAAGAAGAUCAGCUUCGAGAAGCUAAAAGCCUCUACCUCAGACCCCUCGUCCUUGAGCAGCGAGGAGGCCACACGUCGGGCCCGUUUCUCCAAGUACGAGGAGUACAUCCGCAAGCUGAAGGCCGGAGAGACCCUACCCUGGCCCAUCCACUCCAAGCCUGAGGAGCUCAACUCAAAGCUAGCCCAAGAAAAGAGCUCCACACUCAUUCAGCCCUCCACCGGCCUGCCGGGGGCCGAAGGUCAGAUGUUUUCUGGCGGAAUGGAGCCCAAGCCAGCGCAGGUCAGUGCCACCCCUGGUACCCCCUCCCAUAACCUGGCCUCCCGGGCUUCCAAAUACGACUUCUUCAUCCAGAAGCUGAAGAUGGGCGAAAGCCUGAGGCAACAAAAUGGCAAUGCCUACAAGAGGCCUUCCAAGUAUGACCUGGAAAACGUCAAGUACCUGCACCUCUUCAAGCCAGGAGAGGGCAACCCUGACAUGGGUGGGGCCAUAGCCUUCAAGACAGGUAAAGUGGGCCGGCCUUCAAAAUACGACAUCCGUAACAUCCAGAAGCUCAUCCCAAGCAAGGGCGACCCUCCUAUGAUGCCGGGUGUUCUCUCGUCCACACCGGCCACCCCAGGCACUCCCAUGAUUCCUACUGCUGCAUCUGCUGGAGGUGUAGGGCCUCCAUGCUUACCUGUGGACCAGGUUAGCCACCUGAGUUUCAACCCUGACUUUAUGAAGUCCAGCUUCUCCAAGACUGACUCCAUCACUACUGGAACCGUCUCCUCAGUCAAGAAUGGCCUUCCUCCGGAGAAACCUGUGACAGAGGACGUCAACGUCUACCAGAAAUAUAUCGCCAGGUUCUCCGGGAGCCAGCACUGUGGACAUGUGCAUUGUGCCUACCAGUACAGGGAGCAUUACCACUGCAUGGAUCCUGAAUGUAACUACCAGAGAUUCACGAGUAAACAGGAUGUCAUAAGGCACUACAACAUGCACAAGAAGAGGGACAACUCCCUGCAGCAUGGCUUCAUGCGCUUCAGUCCACUGGAUGACUGCAGCGUCUAUUACCACGGCUGCCACCUCAACGGCAAGAGCACCCACUACCACUGCAUGCAGGUGGGCUGCAACAAGGUGUACACCAGCACAUCUGAUGUAAUGACUCAUGAGAACUUCCAUAAGAAGAACGCACAGCUGAUCAACGAUGGCUUCCAGAGGUUUCGUGCAACCGAGGACUGCGGCACUGUGAGCUGUCAGUUCUACGGGCAGAAGACAACACACUUCCACUGCAGGCGCCCUGGGUGCACCUUCACCUUCAAGAACAAGUGCGACAUCGAGAAGCACAAGAGCUAUCACAUCAAGGAUGACGCGUACGCCAAGGACGGCUUCAAGAAGUUCUACAAGUACGAGGAGUGCAAGUAUGAGGGCUGCGUCUACAGUAAGGCCACCAACCACUUCCACUGCAUUCGCCAGGGCUGCGGCUUCACCUUUACCUCCACCAGCCAGAUGACCUCGCACAAGCGCAAGCACGAACGCCGCCACAUCCGCUCGUCCGGCGUGCUGGGCCUCUCCUCCUCCUUCCUGCUGCCCAAAGAGGAGCAGGAGGAGUCCAGCAACGAUGACCUGGUGGACUUCUCCACCAUCAGCAGCAAGAACUCCAGCCUGAGCGCCUCGCCCACCACUCAGCAGCAGCCCUCCUCUGCUAUGCCCCACCUGAUGGCCACACCCACAACUGCAGUGGCCACCAGCAGCCUCAGCGUCAAGCCCACCACAGCCCUGCUCCCGGCCAGCCGCAUGUCCACCCUGCUGUCCCAGGCCCUGCCCAGCAACAUGCCGAUGGCCCUGGCCAUGGCCAGCAGUGCACUGGGCGGAGCUUCCAACCCUUUCUUCCCGCUUCUUCCCAGGCUGCCGCUGCAGCUCCCACCCACCGCCGCCAGCAUGAUCUCUGCAGCCAGCUCUGGAGCCCAUUCCACACCCCGGGACUCCCUGGCCCCCAGCUCCAGUGCAUCAGGGGAGGUGCCCUCCGCCUCCACACCCACCUCCUACGCUGCCUCUUCCAUCAUGGAGAAGAUCUCUGCCAGCAAGGGCCUGAUAUCCCCAAUGAUGGCCAGGCUGGCUGCUGCUGCCCUCAAUCCUGCCAGCAAUCCAGAUGCAGGAAAUGGGCAGGCAGGCCGGUUUAAUCCAGUCCAAGUAAAGCAGGAGCCAAUGGACGGCGCCUCCGGGGCCUCCCAUGAGUCCAUGCAAGAGCAUAGCCUUGACCUGAGCAAGAAAGACCACAGUAAUGAAUCAAACGGACACCCUGCACCGGCAAAUACAUCUCUUUUAUCCUCACUUAUGAAUAAGAUGACGCACGUGAACCCGGGCUUCUUCAGUGCUCUGAACCUGAAGUCGGAUCUGGAAGGGGGCCAGGUGGGAGAGAACUCUGAGGCAGCCCAGUAUCUCAGCAGGCUGAUAAAGAGGCCUGUUCCAGAGAAGCCCACUGAGCUGUGGAAGACCUACCUGCGCAGAUACGAUACUGAUGAAGUGUGUGACAACCAGUGUGACUUCCUGCACAAGGUCCACUUUCAUUGCCUUGUGGAGGACUGUGGCGCUCUCUUCAGCACUGUGGACGGAGCAAUCAAACACGCCAACUUCCACUUCAGAGCCAACCUAAAGGUUAAACCGGAGCCCCCUUUCAAUGAGGGCAAGGACUCCAACGAGGGCGCCCUCAAUCAGCUGCCUGCCCCCAUCUCCAUGGCCAGCUCUCCUCCCAUUGAGGUGCCCAGUGUGGCUGCGUCUGGGGGCUACGGCUCAUCCCCCUCCCUGCUGGCCUGGAAGCAGCUCACUGGCUCCAUCCCGCAGCUCCCUGCCACCAUGCCCAACAUGCCUGCCACCUCCCCGCUGGCCACCACCUCACUGGAGAACGCCAAGCCACAGGUCAAACCUGGAUUCCUGCAGUUUCAGGACAAUGACCCCUGUCUGGCCACCGACUGCAAAUACUCCAACAAAUUCCACUUCCACUGUCUAUUUGGCAACUGCAAGUACGUGUGCAAGACCUCUGGGAAGGCUGAAUCGCAUUGCCUGGACCACAUCAACCCCAACAACAACCUUGUGAACGUGCGAGACCAGUUUUCCUACUACUCCCUGCAGUGUCUCUGUCCCAACCAGCACUGUGAGUUCAGGAUGAGGGGCCAUUACCACUGUCUGAGACCUGGCUGCUUCUUCGUCACCAACAUCACUACCAAGCUGCCCUGGCACGUCAAAAAGCACGAGAAAGCCGAGAGACGUGCAGCCAAUGGCUUCAAAUACUUUACCAAGAGAGAGGAAUGUGGCCGACUCGGCUGCAAGUACAACCAGGUGAACAGCCACUUCCACUGCAUCCGUGAGGGCUGCAUGUUCUCCUUCCUGCUCAAGCACCAGAUGACCUCCCACGCUCGCAAACACAUGAGGAGGAUGCUGGGGAAGAACUUCGACCGAGUUCCAUCUCAGGUCGUAGCUCAUGGCCACCCAUCAGAUGAGAUGCAGCACAUGGCCGGCCUGGGCUCUCCUGGCACCAUGGCCGGCCACCCGGGCAUGAACUCUUCCUUCCCAGGCAUGAUGGACGACAAUGAUGACUACAUGGACUACAUGGCCGGAGGAAGCCCUCUAGGACUUUCCUCAGAGUCCUCGAACCAGGAUCGCAGCUGCACCAGCACCCCAGUGGGCAACGACAGCUCCCCUGCAGGACCAGGCUGUCAGGUCCCUCCACCUCUUGCUUCCACUCCCUCUGCUGAAACUCCUCCCACCUCUCAAUCUGCACCUGCUGCCGCUGCUCCACCUCCUCCACCUCCACCUCCUCCUCCUCCACCACCCCAGCCUCAGGCUCCGCUCCAGUCCCAGCCUCCAUCUUUUCCUCCGACUCUUCUGCGGCCUCCUCUCCCCUCGCUCCCAUACCUCCUCUCUCCAUCCUGUAUCUCAUACUCUCUGCUCAGCGCCUCUCUCGGAGCCACUCGGAGUGUUGUCAUGCCAGCCAACACACCAGCUUUCAGCCCCAUCAUUGCCACUCCGUCUCCGGUUAAAAAUGACGUCCCUAUAGUGCAGGACGCUGCAGGGAACACCAUCUCCAUCCCCACUGCAACAGGCGCAAAGAAGCGCUUCUGGAUCAUCGAGGACAUGUCACCCUUCGGCAAGCGGCGCAAGACGGCCUCGUCUCGCAAGAUGCUGGAUGAAGGCAUGAUGCUGGAGGGCUUCCGCCGCUACGACCUGUACGAGGACUGCAAGGACUCAGCCUGCCAGUUCUCACUGAAGGUCACGCAUUACCACUGCACGCGUGAGAACUGUGGCUACAAGUUCUGCGGGCGUACGCACAUGUAUAAGCAUGCGCAGCACCACGACCGUGUAGACAACCUGGUGCUGGAUGACUUCAAGCGUUUCAAGUCCUCGCUCAGCUGCGGCUUCACCGACUGCCAGUUCUCGGGCAACAGCACACACUUCCACUGCCUGCGCUGCGGCUUCCGCUGCACGGACAGCACCAAGGUAACGGCACACCGCAAGCACCACGGCAAGCAGGACGUGAUCAGUGCCGCCGGCUUCUGCCAGUUCAGCUCCAGCGCAGACUGCGAGGUGGCCGACUGCAAGUACAAGCUCAAGUGCUCUCACUUCCACUGCACCUACCCUGAGUGCAAGCAUACAGUGGUCGGGAUGUCCCAGAUGGACUCCCACAAGCGUAAGCACGAAAAGCAAGAACGAGGCGAGCCGCCCUCCGUCUCACCCAAUCAGGAAAGCCACCACCAGAUGGGACUCGUUCCAAAUCCUUCCUCCAUGAAUCUGCCCCCCACCUCACCUGGGGUGGCCCAGGGGCCGCCCCGUAACAGCGGGCCGACCAUAUACCUUCCUCCAGUCCCCGGCGAAUACCCUGAACACCAUCGCCCCAUGCUCAACCUGGACAGCUCCCUGAACCUGGGCACUGACACCAGCAGCUCGCUCUUCUUCCUCAAGAACGCGGCCGGCCUGGGCCUGGCCGACUCCCUAGACCUCAGCAAGAAGCUCCAGCGAGACAGCCUGGUUGCUGCCGCCAGGGCCACACCCACAGCUCCCAUCAUGAGUGUGGGAAACCCCCGGGGUGACAUCAUUGGCACAUCCGGCGAGCUAGAGGACGAGCUGUCGCCCGAGGAAGAGCCCACCGCCCACGAGGAAGAAGAGGACGAAGACGAUGACGAGGAGGAGCCAGAAGAAGAGCUGAACACAGACUCGUACGACGACUCCAUGCCCGAGCCGGAUGGAGAGAAAGACAACGGAGAGAGUUUCGAUGCUUCCAUGAACCACGCCAACUCGUCUCAACUGGACAAAGAGGAACCAGAGGCUGACCUGUGAUCUGCUGUAAAUGAACUCCGGCGGGAAGAAACAGUCCCUGCACGCUGCGAACAAAUCCCCGAGUUUUGAGUGGCCUCGUUUAUCAUGCUUAGGGACGCGGCGGAUGACAAGAAAACAACAGUUAUGCGAGAAAAGUGAAGGCCCAAAAUGAUUUAUUAUGAUGUUUACACAAUGACCAACAUUAUUAAUUUAAUUAUGCAUUAAAAAAAUGAACAGAGAACUAGACAGGCGAAGCCGUCUUUUACACAUGGGUGGCAAUGUAAACAUUUUCCUACACAUCAGUCUUUUUGUGUGUGCGUGCAUGUUUGACUUUAAUUUAUUCUAUUUUGUUUGUUACUUUUUUGUGUGUGGAAAAAAAUAACAAGGAAAAAAAAAACAAAUCUAUAUAUAUGAAUAUCUAUAUACAGUAGAUGUGUGUGGAUGUUAAUAUACAUUUUGAGGGCAGUUAAUGAACUGCAGAACCCUUGUACCAAUUGAACGAAAGGCACGCUUUAAAUACAGAGGGGACGUUGUUUUUUAAAUGAAUGUGCUAAAACAGCUAAAACAACAGAUUCAACAACAUCCUGUAUUUGUAUUAUUAUUAUUAUACAUAGUGCAGGGGCCUGCGUCCAUGCUUUGAUUGCUUAAAUGCUUUUCCGUUUAACACUUGAUUCUUUUUUUAAAUCCAUAUUUUUUCGUGAUCACAGUUCUCACGUUAAUGUUCUCUCAUGGUCAGUUGUGUCAUAGGCUCCAUUCCAUGUGGACAGUUUAGCUCCGUCUCUCCGUUGGGACAAAACAGCGACCAGUGACUGCAAGCUUUAGGCCAUAAAACGUCUAUCUCAGUGAACGCGCCACACCAAAAGCUCUCACUCCAUUUUUAAUAUUUCCCUUUUCCUCUCUUUUACAUGUGGACCUUUUUGGCAUUGCAUAUUGAUAGUGCACUUUUGUAUAGAUGAGUUUUUAGAAACUCCAGCCUCUAUUUAAGACGUUUUGUUACCGUUUUGUUUGCAUCUCUGCAUUAUUAUUGCUUUGUUGCUUUUUUUCUUCUUGUUGCUCUCGCUGUCAUAAUUGCAUUACAGUCCAAUUGCACAGGCGUGACCAGUGGACGCUGGUGUUUGGUUUGUUUGUCACUGCAGAAGAAAUGGACCUGGGAGGGUGGUGAAUACUGGCCGGUGCUGCUGUCUGGGGCGGGAUGUGUGUUGUGGUGGGGUUGGGGGGGAUUGUUGGGGUGGGAAAGGGAAUUAACGACAGCUCCUCUUCUCUCUCUACGGACUAACACACGCACUCAAGUAUCCAUCAGACACUGAACAGAACGUGUUUGUGUUCGUUUUCUGAACGUAGGGAAGAUCUUGUAGCUUGUAGGUAAUUUUGUUCUCUUCUUUCUUUUGAUUGCAAAUCGCAUAGCAUGUAAAAACAGUUGUCGUGAGAAAAUUUCACAGUGGGAGUCCACAGAUGAAGCUUCGUUUUUUAGAAGCCUCAUAUACCUGCUAUUAAAGGAGAGACUUUCUCGGCUGAGGAACUGAUUGAAAAGAAAAAAAGGAAGAAAUGGAGGAGAGCAUCUCAGAGGGAUCGCCACAAGAGAUGCGGAAGCUAUGCAGAAACUGCAGAAGUACGUCUGCUUGAACGAUACAGAUAGAAAAACAAGGUUUCCGGCUUUGUUUUUUCUUUCUAAAUGCUGUGGUUGAGCUCCAGUUCUGACAGUUUAUUUAAUAUUUAUGUGACCUUGCAAAGAGACGAAAAAAAAAAAAACAUUUAGGGUGUUUUUGCACUUUUUAGAUUCAUUUUUACCUUAUGGAAAUACAAUGGCAUAUAUCUUUUAACAGGGAAAAUUGCUUUACAAUGUUGUUUUGUUCACUUUGCUUUGAUGCACAAAUAAUUGUCGGUGUGACGAAGACCUGUUGUUCUGUGUUUUAUUAUUUAAAAAGGAAAACGGACUGAUUUUCUUUGCUUCUGAGAUUGGAUGAUUUCAAUAUGAAACAGGCAUGCCAGAACCUGGCCUGUCUAACGAGUAACACUAAUGAUGACUGUAAUUUAAAUGAAUUCUAUACAGAGGAAAUUACUGCAGUGCUCCGCUCCAAAUUACAAAGAAAAAAAAAAGAAAAACAAUGAAUUUUGUUUGCCUGGCUUCAGCUGAAAAUGAGCGAGUGUGUAGUGGAAAAACUGAGGCGAGGAAAUUACAAUUAAUUCUUUCUUAAACGCGGCUUUGAAAGAACUAUCAUAAUAUAGGUAAUUAAAUGUGUAGAUGAUUAUCUUCCAAACUAUUGUUCCAGGAGGGAAAAGGUUGUAUAGUAUUUUCUUCUGUAAAAAAAAAAAACUAUAUAUGAACAAAAUGCUCUUUGAUUAAAAGCUUCCUUUAAAAAGAAAACAUUAAAAAGGAGAAAUAAAGAAUAAAAAGGUUAAUAAUUAAAAUAACAAGAAUAGUUUGCUCAUGUGUGUGAAUUUUUUUAUUAUUAUUAUUAUAAAUCUCCUGGUUUCCCAUUAGAGGUAGCCAGUUUAGUGGUAAAGCAGAUAUUUAAAUCUUCUCAUUGUAGCUCUGAGAAACAGUGAAGCUCCAUUUCUACCAUCAACUUUUGCAUUAGCGGAUUCCUAUUUUUUCAAGUUGUUCACCGUACAGAAAAAAAGGACAGUGACCAUGUUCAUCGUCAGAUAUCUGGGUCAUUUAAUACAAUCUUUCAGUUUUGUUUGUCGUUCUUUGAUUUUGUGUGAUUUUAUUUGUUUUUUGGUUAAUUUAAUGGAGUUCAUUUUAACUUUGACUUGUAUUCUGCUUCCAGCCUCUCUGACAGGCUCUCUGCUCUCAAGUGCAAGCUGGACUCACUCAUGUCCACUCUGGUUGUUUCCUGACGACAAACAAACAAACAAAAAAAAAAAGAGAGAAGAAAAUGUUGAAAUGGCUCUUUGGCUGGGAAGAUAAUACUGUGCACUUGAAUACAUUUUAUGUGUGUAAAAUAGCCGGAUUUGUAAAAAGUAAAGAAAAAAAAUAAAGAAAAUCUAAUUAUUAUAACAA
Astyanax mexicanus (Mexican tetra) is the source of this 9623-nucleotide messenger RNA. RefSeq names its product castor zinc finger 1 (gene casz1). Gene Ontology annotation, molecular function: DNA-binding transcription factor activity, RNA polymerase II-specific; RNA polymerase II transcription regulatory region sequence-specific DNA binding. The coding region runs from base 617 to 6640 and encodes 2007 amino acids. Lineage: Eukaryota; Metazoa; Chordata; Actinopteri; Characiformes; Acestrorhamphidae. Gene Ontology annotation, biological process: regulation of neuron differentiation; positive regulation of transcription by RNA polymerase II. The record is from RefSeq and is a predicted model, not a curated record. Gene Ontology annotation, cellular component: nucleus. The transcript is spliced from 19 exons.